UUGACGCCAGGCGCUUGGACGCCGUUUAUUUAUUUUUCGUGCAAGCUUUUUACUAUUAACCAAGAUGAGUUAUAUGCUGGGGCAUCUGCACAACGGCUGGCAAGUGGACCAAGCUAUUUUGUCCGAGGAGGACCGAGUUGUGGUGAUUCGUUUCGGCCACGACUGGGACCCGACAUGCAUGAAGAUGGAUGAGGUGCUCUACAGUAUCGCAGAGAAGGUCAAGAACUUUGCAGUCAUAUACCUUGUGGAUAUCACUGAAGUCCCAGAUUUCAACAAAAUGUAUGAGUUGUACGACCCCUGCACGGUAAUGUUCUUUUUCCGCAACAAGCACAUCAUGAUAGACUUGGGCACGGGCAACAACAACAAGAUCAACUGGCCGCUGGAGGACAAGCAGGAGAUGGUGGACAUCUUGGAGACCGUGUACCGGGGAGCGCGCAAGGGCCGCGGUCUAGUCGUCUCUCCUAAGGAUUACUCUACUAAGUACCGCUACUGAGCUCCCACACUUUUUAUUUUUGUGGAGAUUUAUCUUACUG
Cydia amplana is the source of this 533-nucleotide messenger RNA. RefSeq names its product thioredoxin-like protein 4A (gene Dim1). Gene Ontology annotation, cellular component: U5 snRNP; U4/U6 x U5 tri-snRNP complex; spliceosomal complex. Gene Ontology annotation, biological process: mRNA splicing, via spliceosome. Bases 65 to 493 code for a protein of 142 amino acids. The transcript is spliced from 3 exons. Lineage: Eukaryota; Metazoa; Arthropoda; Insecta; Lepidoptera; Tortricidae. The record is from RefSeq and is a predicted model, not a curated record.